AUGGCAGCAGAUGCGACUGACGAGAGAACGCCACUCCUGAACGGCUCGACAAACGGCCACCAGAAUGGAACCAUCAGCGACUCCAACGGCAACACCAACGGCAACGGGAUAGUGGGGGACCAUGAUGCCGCCGAUGCCAAGAAGAAGACGGCAUCAUGGACCACCCGCGUCUUUGGCCCCCCUAACACAAUUAAAGUCCUCCUCGCCGGCUUCAUCAUAACAUUCGCAUUCAGCUUCACCCAGGUCCCCAUCUUUUACGUUUUCCAUCUCAUGGAAUGCGACGUCUACUAUGAGACACACCCACCACACACCGGACCAGGAGAUCGAUGUUCCAUCAAUGAGAUCGCAGCCGGGACGGCAACCCAGUUCUCCAUCCUCGGCAUGAGCACCACCUUCUGCGGCACGGUGAACCUCUUCGUCACGGGCUGGUCGAUCAAGAAAUGGGGCCCGCGCUUCGCUCUCAUCCUGCAGACCUUCAUCCCGGCUAUUAGGGUCGCCACACAGGUUAUUGGUGUGCUCGCUGGGGGAAAUGCUGGGAUCACCAUCAUCCAGACUACGCAGCUCAUCACGAUAUUCGGGGGCCCCGCUGGGUAUAUCCUCGUGGUGAACACCAUCGCCGGGGAGCUGGUGGAGCCGAUGCAGCGCACAGCCGUGUUUGGCCAGCUGCAGGCGUGCAUCAUGCUGGGCCAGGCGAUCAGCUACCUCCUCGGCGGGAUGGUGGGUGACGCAUUCGGGAUCAGGAUGCCGUUCCAGGUGGCGUGCGUCCUGUUCCUUUUCGCGACCCUUUACUCCCGGACGGUGAUACCCUACAUCUCUCCGGAGUCUCUGUCGGACGGCAAGAAGUCAAAGGCGAAGGGGAUCAAGGGCUUCCUGGCUCCACUCAAGAUUUUGGCCCCACAGCGCAUACGAUUUAUGGACGGACAUGUUGCGAAUCACUUCGGGGUCUUCUUCCUUUGCUGUGGUAUCUUCCUGGCGGUGUUGGCAACUAGCUACGGCCCCUUGCUGAUCCAGAUGUACGCGACGGCAUACUUCGACUUCACGCAGGCCGACAACGGCUGGCUGAUGAGUGGCAACGCGCUGUGCCGGAGCAUUUUCCUCUUCUUUGCCUUCCCACGGAUCAUCGAAGCGGGAAGGAACUGGUGGGUCAGGAAGGUCGCGGGCCCCAGACCUGACCCGGCCCAGACGAAACAAGACCCGAACGCGUUGUCUCGGAUACCAUCGCGGCCUGAGCAGCUUGAGGCACCGAUGUGGUCCGGAAAUCAGAUGUCACAGGAAGAUUCCAUGCCUCAGCCCGAGUCGCGGCCGGAGGACGAUCGGACCGCAAGCCAUUUUGAUCUUUUCUUCCUCCGAUGGAGCCUGUUGCUUGACGGAAUCAUGACUGGUGCAGCUGCUCUAUGCACAAAAAGAUGGCACAUUUUUCUCGCAUCAUUCCUGCUCCCAUUGGGAUCCGGCUCUGCCCCAGCCGCCAAAGGCGUCAUCACAGAAAUGUGCUCUCACGGCGACCGCACCGAUGCCCUGAACGCAGUCACGCUCGUCGAGAACAUCGCAAGGCUGGCGACGCAGGGCCUGUUCGGCUUCAUCUUCUCCGCCCUUGCCGAGGCCGGAAAAGCGCACAUGACGUUUCAUGUCAAUGCUGCUCUUGCGAUUGUGGGCAUGGCAGUGCUUUAUUUGUCGCAUUUCCCCCCAUCGAGCGCGACCAUCUUGGAGGAUAACGAGAACGAGGACGGUGAUGGUUCUGGUGAAGACGACUCCCCAAAUCUGGCUAGAGUCACGUCACACGAGACAGACCGAUAA
Diaporthe citri is the source of this 1794-nucleotide messenger RNA. RefSeq lists its product as uncharacterized. The transcript is spliced from 2 exons. Gene Ontology annotation, biological process: transmembrane transport. Gene Ontology annotation, molecular function: transmembrane transporter activity. Gene Ontology annotation, cellular component: membrane. The coding region runs from base 1 to 1794 and encodes 597 amino acids. The record is from RefSeq and is a predicted model, not a curated record. Lineage: Eukaryota; Fungi; Ascomycota; Sordariomycetes; Diaporthales; Diaporthaceae.